AUGGCUUCUGCGGAUAUACAAUGGGGUACAUUGAUCAAUCCAGACAAGAGCCCAGCCCCACUGCUUGAGCAGCUAUGCCUAGGGAUCGCGCAGUUGAUGUCCUCCUUUGACACCAACGGCACCACUGAUAUCACCCCCGAGCGACUCGCUACCUUUUACCGCAAAGUCGGCGGCAACUACGACCCUUUAUUCCUUGAGACCAAGGGACAAGCCCUGUCAUUUAUCUACCAGUCACUAGGAUGUUUCCACAGCCUCCAGCCCUCAGCAAACCCAUACGAACCCCCAUCGAUUCCGUCCUUACUUCCGAAUGGCUUCGUGCGGUGGCAGACAAUACAACUAUUGAUGGACCCAGAUGAACACUCGGUGUAUCUGCAAAAUGCGGUCAACCUUUGGGAUAUUGCAGACUUAAAUGGCGAGAUCUUUCCAAAGACGAUUCCUCGCGACGCAUUUCCUUCCGAGCCCGACCCAGAGAUGCUGGAGUGGCAUGAAGGCGUGAGUCGGCGAUUGGAGCGGGACUAUUUAAAAAGACACACGAAGCGUGCUUCGCCACCAGACUUUGAGACAUAUCAUUAUCAUUUUAGUGGUAAGGAUCCUCUACCCGACGAAGAUGAUUACUUCUCCCGUCCACACCGGGCGGCGUCAAAGCGUCACAGUCAUGUGGAGCCCGAUCAGCCCAGCGACCAUCGCCAUCACCGCCGAAAUUACAGCGGGGAAUAUCCCGCAUUUUCUGCACGCAGACCUGGGACGAAUCGACCGGGCUUUUCAACCCCGAGGGUUUCAUCCCCUCCCCCAUGGGGAGAGCGUCCAGCGCGUUCAAGUGGACGAGACCAAGGUGGCCGGCAUGGCCAUCCACUAAGCCCAGGGACAGGUGAGGUUCCAGAUGUCUCUGAUGUGUCUUCAGAUGAGCUUUCACGUCGCCGCAAGGACCGUGCAAAGCCCAAUAAGCACCAAGAGCGGCGUCAUCUAUCACCACCUUCCAACAGUAGUGCCAGACGACACUCACACGAAGCCUACACCCGCAGACCAUUCCGAGAUCUGUCGCCCACAAGUCCUUCCCGGCAGCGCCGCGGGCACGAAAGCCACCCUUCGCGAUCUAGCAAAUCCAGCUCUGAGCCUUCGCCAAAGGUUCACCCGAGAGACUACUCGAGGGAUCAUCCGAGAGAUAGGGAUCCAAGAGACAGGGACCCGAGAGAUUACCCAAGGGAGAAUCCAAAAGACCGUUCUCGAUCACGUACAGCAGGUGUCAAAUUCCAUGAAUUUAUAUUUGGCGACCCGGCCCCUGCUGCUCCAGAACCACCUUUCUAUAGGCCACCAACCCCUCCACCACCAAGAGCGGUGCCGAGACAUCUAGGUACUUACGCCGCAGAUGACAUGAGAAGAGGAAGCUACAGUGGUGGCAGUACAGGUAAUAGCCGACCCAGUAGCGGAGGAAGUGGAUCUGAGCGGCCGCGAUCAUACAGCAGUGCCGGAUUCCAUCCCCGCACAACUGGAUGGUCGAGCCCUCGCAACUCUACUUCAAAGCGAUAUACUCCGGCAACUGUGCCUGAGGAUUAUGGGUACAUUCCCUCGCGGAGGGUCCCGAUUUACGAAUAA
This is a messenger RNA of Penicillium hordei, 1593 nucleotides long. RefSeq lists its product as uncharacterized. The transcript has 2 exons. Lineage: Eukaryota; Fungi; Ascomycota; Eurotiomycetes; Eurotiales; Aspergillaceae. Bases 1 to 1593 code for a protein of 530 amino acids. The record is from RefSeq and is a predicted model, not a curated record.